Messenger RNA from Tigriopus californicus, 1920 nucleotides. Its product is annotated as organic cation transporter protein-like. Lineage: Eukaryota; Metazoa; Arthropoda; Copepoda; Harpacticoida; Harpacticidae. Gene Ontology annotation, cellular component: membrane. Gene Ontology annotation, molecular function: transmembrane transporter activity. Gene Ontology annotation, biological process: transmembrane transport. The coding region runs from base 172 to 1818 and encodes 548 amino acids. The record is from RefSeq and is a predicted model, not a curated record. The transcript is spliced from 9 exons.
GAAGCGGGCAAUCUAUUGACUUAUUGGUGCAUUUCGUAUUCGGUUGAGCUUGUUAGACGGACUCUUGAUACAUGUGAUGUGAAUCAACAGUUGUCAAAAAAUAUCCUGAGAUGUGGCAUUUGAAAAGACAAGAUCGUGGGAGGGGGUGGUCUCUGGCAAUGGAAAAAGGCCAUGUGGUUGACACCGCAAUAUCUCGCUGGAGGAUUGCCCUUACUCCUUCACUUAUUCACGGCCUAUACCCCACCUCAUCGGUGUUUCAUUGAAGGGUGCGAUAUUGGAACGGACCUUCAAUUUGAUACAAGUUUCCUGGCUUUUUCCAUUCCCUCUGAUGACUCGUCAUCCACUUUCUUAAGGGAGUCAAUGGGCUACGAUGAGUGUUCCAUGUACCAGCGAUUGAAUGGAUCUUCUUUGGUUUGUUCAAAGGACCAGUUUUCAAAGGAGCCGAGCUCCUGUUCCAAAUUUGUGUAUGAUAGAUCCGAAUUUCCCGCCACGAUAACAACGGAAUUGGACCUCGUUUGUGAUCAAGUUCAAAGGAGACACUUCAUGGGUUCUGUCAUGAUGAUGGGCUUGACUCUGGGUAGCCUUUUGGGUGGUCCUAUAGGAGACAAAAUUGGACGCAAGAAGGCCAUGUUCAUUGGGAUCACCGUGGCUGUUCCCUGUGUUUUCCUGGGAGGAUUUACUACCAACUACGAAUUGUACAUCGUGCUCAGGCUUUUGGCUUGUACAACCAUAGUCUUCAGUUGGAUUUCAGCCCAUAACUUUCAAAUUGAAUAUUUCAGCAAAUCUUACCGAAGAGUCGCUCUGACUCUCAAUAACUUGACGAGCCAUAUCAUUGGUUUUACACUACCACUUUUAGCGUACUAUUUUCGCCAUUGGUCCACGCUCCACGUGGUUGUGGCUGUGACGUCGUCUUUGGCUAUUCCAACCUAUUUCGUGAUCCCAGAAUCCUAUCGAUGGUUAGCUACCAAUGGACGAUGGCAAGAAGCCGAAACAAUACUCAAAGAGAUGGCUCACACCAAUGGCAAAGUGAUCUCCGAAAAGGAUGCCCAAGCCAUUCGGACGGCCCUCCAGACGAUCUCACAAGAAGCAAAGGCCGCCAAAGAAGUUCAACUGACCGUGUAUGACAUGUUUGGCUCGCAUUUCUACCGGAAGACUCUCAUUCUGAUGGGACUAUGGAUCUCCGGGAUCCUCAGCUAUUACGCCUUAGCCUUGAACGUCGACGGCUUGGCCGGAGAUAUCUUUGUCAAUUACGUGGUGACCACUUUAGCCGAUAUUCCAGCUCAUUUAUCCGUGUUCCUCCUGGUUGACAGCUUAGGAAGACGCAAAUGCAUGGCAUCCUCAUUCAUUGGUUUGGGCAUUUCCUGCCUUCUCAUGGCGUUUGUGCCCAAGCAAAACUCAACCCUGAUCUUGCUUUUGUAUUUGGUGGGGAAAUAUUGCGCCUCGUUUGGAAUCAGUAUGUGUUGGUUGGUGACAUCCGAGCUCUAUCCAACCAAUUUGAGAAGUCAAGCUGUUGGAACAUGCUCCAUGGUUGCUAGAAUCUUUGGUAUGACAUCAUCGUUCAUCUCGGAAUUAGCUGUUAUCUGGUCACCUUUGCCAAUGUUGGUCAUGGGCGUUCCAUCCAUUUUGGCCGGUGUGUCCUCGCUACUUUUGCCAGAAACUACGGGAAAAGCUCUCCCUGAAACUUUGGAGGAAGCCAUGGAACUCGAUUACCCGAUGAAGGUCAUGCCAAAUUUGGUCUUGGACGAAUCCAUGAGCGAGAGCGAAGAAGAAUGUGUUGGGCUGCUGGACUCGAUGGAAGUGCACGAAAGCAUUGGUUGAGAAUACGAGAGGCUUUGCUUCAACUAUUUUCCGAUUCUUUGAGCACUGUGAUAUUCAAUUUAUUUAUCUUCUGAAUUAUUAAACCCUUUACAAGAUUGGAAA